Gloeophyllum trabeum ATCC 11539 is the source of this 770-nucleotide messenger RNA. RefSeq names its product phosphotyrosine protein phosphatases II. The record is from RefSeq and is a predicted model, not a curated record. Lineage: Eukaryota; Fungi; Basidiomycota; Agaricomycetes; Gloeophyllales; Gloeophyllaceae. Gene Ontology annotation, cellular component: cytoplasm. Bases 24 to 770 code for a protein of 248 amino acids. Gene Ontology annotation, biological process: negative regulation of MAPK cascade; protein dephosphorylation. The transcript is spliced from 2 exons. Gene Ontology annotation, molecular function: MAP kinase tyrosine/serine/threonine phosphatase activity; protein tyrosine/threonine phosphatase activity.
CUCGGGAGUUGGCCCAAACACCCAUGUUGUCGUUCUCGUCAGGCAGUUGGCAGUCCGACCUCAUCAACUCUGCCGGAGUAACUCAGACACUCGUGCCAGGCUAUGCACGCGAAGCGUCCGCGAUCCUGCCACGCCUGUACCUCUCGGAUGUCGUGACAGCGCAGGAUGUGGGCGAGCUGAAGAAGCUAGGCAUCACGCACGUUCUGAGCGUUAUGGAAGUGGCGCCGACGUGGCCCGAAGACGUUGAGGCGCGGUUUGUGGGCCGCAUGCACAUCAAGAUUCGUGACACGAUGAAUACGAAUAUUCUGAAAUGGCUGGAUGGGACGACGGAGUUUAUCAAGGGGGCGUUGGAGAGCAGUGAGGAGCAUAAGGUCCUGGUCCACUGCUUCCAGGGGAUGAGCCGUAGCACGACGGUCGUCUGCGCGUAUCUCAUCGCCACCCUCGGCAUGUCACAUACCAAGUCCAUAUCCUAUGUCAAGGCACGACGCGCGAUUGCACGACCCAACGUUGGUUUCGUCAAGCAGCUGGAGACAUAUGCCAUGAAAUAUGAGGGACUUACUCCCAGUCAUCAUGAGCGCAGCGAAGGUAUGGGUGUGAAGGUGUCGAGGAUUGUCAAGAAGAUGCGGGGAAAGACCACGGUGGAAGAGACUCGCGUGAGCACCGUGUCUGUGAAGCAAAGCGCCGGCGAUGUGGCGGUUCGCGAGGUGCAUGAGACAGCUCAUGUCUCCCUCCCCACCCCACCAACGACGGACGCCCGAGAGGAUUCUUGA